AUGAACCAAAAAACUCUUGAGCGUAUUAACACCAAAUUCAUUAUUUCUGAAUUAAGAAAAAAUAAUACAAGUACGUUAUGUUUUAUAUCUUUUUUUUUCUGUGAUGCAAUAUUUACAUCAUACAAUUCUAAUAUUAAGAAAUAUCUUUGUCUUGCGUUUUCAUGUUGUGUUGGAAUGAAGUGUAUCCUUUCCUUUUCAAGAAAAAAGACCAAAAACGGGACUGUCUUCAAUAUUGAUUCGUUGUGCUAUCUCCAAACAGAUUACAUCACUCAAUCAACGAUGUCGAUUUAUGAUGAAAAUACAAUGAGUAAUAGAUCAAAAAGAAGAAAAAUUGAAAAAGAGGCUUUAAAGAGCUCUAAAAACAAAAUCGAUAGUAUUCUUGUUGAAAAAAAUAUUAAAAAAGACUCAGGCACAUUUCUCUCAUUCUUUAAUGAAACUGAGAGUCAAGAAUUAUGUUUCCGGUUACUUAAAAUACUAGAAUUGAAAAAAGAAAGUGAAAGAAGUGCAAAACAAAUUAUGCUCAUGCCAUAUGAAAAGGAAGUAAGACAAUUAGUAAAGAGUGUUAUAGAGUGUGUUAACCCAAGUCCUUCAUCUUCUUUUUUUGACAAAGAACUACUCUUAAACUUCUUACAAGAAUAA
Entamoeba dispar SAW760 is the source of this 639-nucleotide messenger RNA. RefSeq lists its product as uncharacterized. The coding region runs from base 1 to 639 and encodes 212 amino acids. The transcript is spliced from 4 exons. The record is from RefSeq and is a predicted model, not a curated record. NCBI's taxonomy places the organism in Eukaryota, Evosea, Mastigamoebida, Endamoebidae.